Vigna umbellata (rice bean) is the source of this 1433-nucleotide messenger RNA. Its product is annotated as protein BIG GRAIN 1-like B. Lineage: Eukaryota; Viridiplantae; Streptophyta; Magnoliopsida; Fabales; Fabaceae. Gene Ontology annotation, biological process: auxin-activated signaling pathway. The record is from RefSeq and is a predicted model, not a curated record.
CUCCCUCAAUCCUUUAUAAACUCACCCUCUCAUUCCACCACCAAUCCUCAAUCCCAUCAAACAAACAAACUCUCUCUUCCUCAUUUUCUUCAACAGCACCAAAUCGCUUCCUUGAUUUGAGUUGUUUUUUUCUUUUUUUUCUUCCAAGUUCCUUGGUUUCAGUUAUUGCAUCACAUCACAAACAUGUACAACUUAGACAAGCCACAGAGAGACGAUGAAAACAAGCCACUAACCCCAUCUUUCUCUACCACUCUCCUUGACCAAAUCUACCGUUCCAUCGACGAGGGAGAGAGAAAAAACGGCGAAACCAAGUUCUACAGACACACAACAAUGAGCACCACCAAGAAACAGAGCAGUAGGGGCAAUUCGAAAUCCAUGGAUGCGGAUAUAAAAUAUGUCGGCGCCAAAACCGACAAAAAAAAAGUGCACCGCGACGAGGAUGCUUUGUUCUUCAGCUCCACCUCGGUUUCCUCGGAUUCCAGCUUUGGAUUCUCUUCCUCCGACAACGAAUCCAUCUCGCGCGAAUCGUGUCUCGCGCCGCGCGCCAGGCUCGUGGGCGGGAGCGCGUCGUUCCGGUCGGAGAGAUACGGGAUUCGCGUGUUCGAGGGUUUGUGUCGGAACUCCCACACCUCUGAGGAGCGACACGUGGCGGUUCGCGACGAGGAGAUGCUGAUAAAAUCCAAGUCCCGGGCGUUGAAGAUUUACAACAACCUUAAAAAAGUGAAACAACCGAUUUCUCCUGGUGGUCGUGUCACGAGUUUCCUCAACUCGCUCUUCGCCAACACUAAGAAAACAAGCUCCCGCUCCUGCGGCGAAGUGCAGCACGCUUCAUCAUCAUCAUCAUCCACCUCUUCCUCUUCCUACUAUUCCUCUACAUGCUCUUCUACUUCCUCAUUGUCCAGGUCAUGUUUGAGCAAAACCAUGUCUUCAGGAAGAGAGAGGAUGCGCAGUGGGGUGAAGCAAACAGUGCGAUUUUACCCCGUGAGUGUGAUCGUCGGUGAAGAUAGUCGACCCUGUGGGCACAAACGUUUGUGUGAAGAGGAAGAAGCUUCAAGAGGGUUCUUGAGAGAGUACCGACAAAACCCGAAGAAGAGCAAUGAUUUGGUUUUGAAGGAGUUGUCCUUGAGGAGUAAAGUUGAUUACGAGGAUGACGACGAUGAUGAUGCGUCGAGUUAUGCAAGUUCGGAUCUCUUUGAGCUUGAUCAUUUGGCAGUGUUUGGAAGUGAAAGGUACUGUGAGGAGCUUCCAGUGUAUGAAACCACCCAUGUUGGUACUAACCGCGCCAUUGCUAAUGGCCUCAUAGUGUAAUACUAUGCUCAAAAUACGUGUCAGAACCCAUUUUUGAAGUUUUCUUUAGAUGUUUUGUUAAGCAUGUAUGAUUAAUGAGUAAAUAAUAUGGUUUCGAUAAGAUAUUUUUUGUUGUCCAACGAUAA